AUGUAACAUAACCUCAAAUAAUCCAGUACUAUUUACUAUUGAUUGGUAAUAUUAAAAAUUUCUUGAAUGUUAAAAAUUAAGAAUACUUACGCUUCUUUCACUCUCAAUUUAGACCCCAUUCUGCGGUGAUUGUAUUGAAUUAACUAUAGGUACCAGGUAUUCUACGAAUGGCAAUGCCACUACUACUUUAAUUUUCUUAUAAGUAUCACCUACCAUUGCAGAUCAAUUUAAUAAUGAAUGUGAUUAUCAAAUAUUUACAUUGUCCUGCAAGAGUAAAAUUAAGGCUUUUAAGUGGAACAGUUUUGAAUAAAGAGGUAUCAAAGGAUGGAAAUUAUACCCCUGUUUAUAAAUUCCCAUAUAUAAGACCUUUAGCAGUGGUAAAUAGAUUAAAAUUGUACCAAACAAUUCUGACAGCCACAAGUGUACCAGCAGUAGCAAUUAUGACACAAAUGAACUAUGUUGAUGUGGAUGCUUUAAAAGCUACAUGCUUUCUAGGUCUUUCAGGAUGCAUUACACUUUACGGUUUAGGAUUCCUAACAAGCAAGUUCAUAGGCUUCAUUUAUUAUAAUGAAGAAAAGGAUGUGGCAAAAGUAGCCUAUGUGGACUUUUGGGGAAGAAGGAGGGAUCUUGAAAUACCUGCAAGUGAUGUGAUUCCAAUAAACGAACUCCCACAUUCGUAUAUGGAUGGUUUGUUCCUCACAUUCAGAAGAUAUUCAACUAAACAAACACUUCGACUCAAUAUGCAAUAUGGAAUUAUAUUAGAUAAAGAAAAGAUCAGUAAAAUAUUGUAGAUUUUUUAAUAUUCAUUUGUUGAAACUAUUGAAAAUAUAAAUAUUUCAACUCCAUCUGUAAUGGGCGUAGGCUCUAUUUGCCUCACAUUGUCUAUGUA
Messenger RNA from Leptinotarsa decemlineata (Colorado potato beetle), 889 nucleotides. Its product is annotated as transmembrane protein 186. The record is from RefSeq and is a predicted model, not a curated record. NCBI's taxonomy places the organism in Eukaryota, Metazoa, Arthropoda, Insecta, Coleoptera, Chrysomelidae. Gene Ontology annotation, cellular component: mitochondrion.